AUGAUCGCCUCCCACCUGCUCGCCUAUUUCUUCACCGAGCUCAACCAUGACCAGGCGCAGAAGAUUGACAAAUAUCUCUACCACAUGCGGCUGUCUGAGGAGACCCUUCAGGAGGUGUCCCAGCGCUUCCGGAAGGAGAUGGAGAAGGGCCUGGAAGCGGACACCAACCCCACCGCCUCGGUGAAAAUGCUGCCCACCUUUGUGAGGUCCACCCCGGAUGGGACAGAGAAUGGCGACUUCUUGGCCCUGGACCUGGGCGGCACCAACUUCCGUGUGCUGCACGUGCGGGUGUCCGACAACGGGCUGCAGAAGGUGGAGAUGGAGAACCAGAUCUACGCCAUCCCCGAGGAGCUCAUGCGGGGCAGCGGCACGCAGCUCUUCGACCACAUUGCCGAGUGCCUGGCCAACUUCAUGGACAGGCUGAACAUCAAGGAGAAGAAGCUGCCCCUGGGCUUCACCUUCUCGUUCCCCUGCCGCCAGACCAAGCUGGACGAGAGCAUCCUCGCAACGUGGACGAAGGGCUUCAAGUGCAGCGGUGUGGAGGGGAAAGACGUAGUCUCCAUGCUGCGCAAGGCCAUCAAGAAGCGAGGGGACUUUGACAUAGAUAUCGUCGCUGUAGUGAACGACACGGUUGGGACCAUGAUGACCUGUGGUUAUGAUGAUCAUAACUGCGAGAUUGGCCUCAUCGUGGGUACCGGUACCAAUGCCUGCUACAUGGAGGAGAUGAGACACAUCGACCUGGUAGAAGGGGACGAAGGCCGCAUGUGCAUCAACAUGGAGUGGGGGGCCUUCGGCGACGACGGCGCGCUSAACGACAUCAGGACCGAGUUCGACCGCGAGAUAGACAUGGGCUCGCUCAACCCUGGCAAGCAGCUGUUUGAGAAGAUGAUCAGCGGUAUGUACAUGGGCGAGCUGGUCCGGCUCAUCCUGGUGAAGAUGGCCAAGGAAGGGCUCCUGUUCGGUGGGAGACUCACGCCGGAUCUGCUCACUACUGGCCACUUCGAGACUAGAUUCGUCUCUGCCAUUGAGAAGGAGAAAGAAGGGCUGUUCAAAGCCCAUGAGAUCCUCACCAAGCUGGGCUUAGAGCCAUCUCACGAAGACUGCGUGGCCACCCACCGCAUCUGCCAGAUCGUGUCCACCCGCUCGGCCAACCUGUGCGGGGCCACCUUGGCUGCCGUGCUGCGGCGCAUUAAGGAGAACAAGGGGCUGGACCGGCUCCGCUCCACCGUCGGCGUGGAUGGCUCUGUCUACAAGAAGCAUCCACACUUUGCCCGGCGCCUCCACAAGACGGUGCGGAAGCUGCUGCCUGACUGUGACAUCCGCUUCGUGCGCUCCGAGGACGGGAGCGGCAAAGGGGCGGCCAUGGUCACCGCCGUGGCCUACCGGCUGGCCGCCCAGCACAAGGCCCGCCAGAAGACCUUGGAAGCCCUCAAGCUGAGCCACGAGCAGCUCCUGGAGGUGAAGCAGAGGAUGAGGCUGGAGAUGGAGAAGGGGCUGGGCAACGGCACGCAUGCGGAGGCCACCGUGAAGAUGCUGCCCACCUACGUGUGCUCAACCCCGGAUGGCACAGAAAAAGGAGAUUUCCUGGCCCUGGACCUGGGAGGGACGAAUUUCCGUGUGCUGCUGGUCCGCGUGCGCAACGGGAUGAGGCGUGGCGUGGAGAUGCACAACAAGAUCUACUCCAUCCCUCUGGAGAUCAUGCAGGGGACUGGAGAGGAGCUCUUCGACCACAUCGUCCACUGCAUCUCCGACUUCCUGGAGUACAUGGGAAUGAAGGGGGUAUCGCUCCCGCUCGGAUUCACCUUCUCCUUCCCUUGCCAGCAGACCAACCUGGAUGAGGGGAUUCUUCUCAAGUGGACAAAGGGCUUCAAGGCCACCGGCUGUGAAGGGGAAGACGUGGUGGGCCUGCUGAAGGAGGCGAUUCACAGGCGCGAGGAAUUCGACCUGGAUGUGGUUGCCCUGGUAAACGACACCGUCGGCACCAUGAUGACCUGCGGGUACGAAGAUCCCUAUUGCGAAGUUGGCCUCAUAGUCGGCACGGGCAGCAACGCCUGCUACAUGGAGGAGAUGAGGAACGUGGAGCUGGUGGAAGGGGAGGAGGGCAGGAUGUGCGUGAAUAUGGAGUGGGGGGCGUUCGGCGACAACGGCUGCUUGGACGACGUGCGGACAGAGUUUGACUUGGCGGUGGAUGAGCUGUCCCUCAACCCCGGGAAGCAACGGUUUGAGAAGAUGAUCAGCGGGAUGUACCUGGGGGAGAUUGUUCGAAACAUCCUGAUGGAUUUUACCAAGCGAGGGCUGCUCUUCAGGGGACGCAUCUCAGAGAGGCUGAAGACCAGGGGCAUCUUUGAGACCAAGUUCCUGUCCCAGAUAGAAAGUGACCGCCUGGCCCUGCUCCAAGUGCGCUCCAUCCUCCAGCACCUCGGCCUGGAGAGCACGUGCGACGACAGCAUCAUCGUGAAGGAGGUCUGCACGGUGGUGGCCCGGCGGGCAGCGCAGCUCUGUGGGGCCGGCAUGGCCGCCGUGGUGGACAAGAUCCGGGAGAACCGCGGGCUGGACUUCCUCAAGGUCACGGUUGGCGUGGAUGGCACGCUCUACAAGCUGCAUCCUCACUUCUCCACGGUCAUGCACGAGACGGUGAAGCAGUUGUCCCCUAAGUGCGAAGUGACCUUCCUGCAGUCAGAAGACGGCAGCGGCAAGGGCGCCGCGCUCAUCACGGCCGUGGCCUGCCGCAUCCGCGAGGCCGGCCAGCGGUAGAAACGCUGCGGUUGGCCACGGGCUCGCGCUCGGCAGAGCAGAGGACGUUCCCCUUCCCGCGCCCGCUCCCCUCCUCGGUACCCACCUUGCACGCAGCCUCUCGGCUCGCCGGGACGCGGCUCCUGAGGCGCUGCCUCCUCUUCGGAGCUUGCCCGC
This is a messenger RNA of Nothoprocta perdicaria, 2910 nucleotides long. It is a transcript of the gene HK2, whose product is annotated as hexokinase 2. Bases 1 to 2754 code for a protein of 917 amino acids. Gene Ontology annotation, cellular component: mitochondrion; cytosol. The transcript is spliced from 18 exons. Gene Ontology annotation, biological process: glycolytic process; intracellular glucose homeostasis; glucose 6-phosphate metabolic process. Gene Ontology annotation, molecular function: ATP binding; glucokinase activity; mannokinase activity. The record is from RefSeq and is a predicted model, not a curated record. Lineage: Eukaryota; Metazoa; Chordata; Aves; Tinamiformes; Tinamidae.